UCAUUCUAUCCCUUCAGCCCUGAGAUAGUCCUGACCUUUAAGUAGUCUAACAGAACAGUUCAGUAUCAUCUAGUAAAGCAACUCUUACCUGGAUUAAGAAAACAAAUAGUUGCAAGGUUUAAUAACAAAAUGACGACCGUUAACACCACUCAGAAAACCCCGAUCGUGGAUAAGGGUCUUGAUGCUCAAACCAUAAAGAAGCUACCAGGCCCGCCGGAGUUUACAGAAGAACUAAGAUUAAGAUCGGAGACGGACGGAGUACUCCUGGAGUCCUAUCUCAUCUAUGAACCUGAACACCAAGCUACCUGGUUUAAGGAUGAGGUUGCUCUUCUUGGUGCACUGGAUUUUGAUGAAAAGUAUCAACCCUUCCUGGAGAGAAGAGGGGAUUGGACCUACUGCGCUCUUGCUAUUAGGCACUUGUCUCAGGACGAUGCCGGAAACUACUCGGUUAGAGUGAAGAAUAAGUAUGGAGAAAAGGCGAAUCAUGUCAGAUUAUCAAUGAAGGAUGAAAACGCGCCCACUACUGUUGGAGUGAUUGAACCAACAUUUUUCAGAAAACCUUCAAGUCGUCAAGAGGGAACAAAAUUGCACUUGGAGUGUGAGAUUGAGGCAUUACCCCGACCUGAUAUUUCUUGGUCAAAGGGAGAUAUAAUUAUUCAGGAGAAUGACAAGUAUUCUUUCUACCGAGUGGUUCAACCUUCAAAUCCAAACAUUCACUUUGUAAGAUUAACAAUUAACAAUCCGAGUACAGAAGAUGGGGGUAAUUACAUAGUCCGUGCUGUGAACAGCGUAGGUGAAAAGGAUUGCACACUGGCACUCAACUUUGGCGGAGGAGUUGAAUCAGAGGAGAAUGUUCCAGCAAGGGUAUACGAACAGCCACAGCUGUUGCAACCAAACCCAGACACAUUGGUUCUAGAAGCGCACAUUCAUGCCAACCCAAAACCCAAAAUAUCUUGGCUCUGCAAUGGGGACUUUGUAAAGGAAAAUGAGAGGCAUAUAAGCAGACUGGAAAAAAGGGCCGACGGUCUCAAUAAAUGGACUGCCAGCCUAACCAUACUAAAACCUGUCAAGAGUGAUGCUGGAGAUUACAAGUGUAGUUGUAAGAACAAGUGGGGCACUGAUUUCACCACCUUUCAAUUGGGAUGAAUUAUUUUAUAUAUUUUUAUGAUAAUGGGUCUUUAAACAGGCCUGUGAAGCUAACUGGCCGGUAAGAAAUUCAGUUAAAAAAUAUUCUUAUUUUAUAAAAUCCAAUGUUUGGAUUUUUGCUGUCAAAUUGACUUGACAAUGAACUAUAGAGCCCUUCUCAAGCAAUUUUAAAUAUUUAAAGUUACACAGUAACGCAUCGAUUUCUUUUAGAUGUUAACAUUUUAAUUAUAUUUUUUUCUUAUUUUGUAUAAUUGUAGUGUAUACAACUCUGUAAACUUUAUUUUGAUUUAAAGUUUUGAAAUAAUAUAUAUAUUAAUGAGUAAAAUUAACUGAUGUUCAAAAAUCAAUUAUUUGAAAUACAACGAAAGAAAGAUCUCUAUGAAC
Eurytemora carolleeae is the source of this 1530-nucleotide messenger RNA. Its product is annotated as twitchin. Lineage: Eukaryota; Metazoa; Arthropoda; Copepoda; Calanoida; Temoridae. The record is from RefSeq and is a predicted model, not a curated record. The coding region runs from base 130 to 1146 and encodes 338 amino acids. The transcript has a single exon.